Morone saxatilis (striped sea-bass) is the source of this 3102-nucleotide messenger RNA. RefSeq lists its product as uncharacterized. Gene Ontology annotation, biological process: homophilic cell-cell adhesion; heterophilic cell-cell adhesion. The coding region runs from base 60 to 2813 and encodes 917 amino acids. Gene Ontology annotation, cellular component: adherens junction. Lineage: Eukaryota; Metazoa; Chordata; Actinopteri; Moronidae. The transcript has 14 exons. The record is from RefSeq and is a predicted model, not a curated record.
AUACCCUUUUAUGCCUGCCAUACAGUCAGUCCAACUCUAUUUCACUCAAUGACACAAUCAUGGGAUGCUCAGGGCUGCUGAUUUUGGGUCUUGUCCUAAAUGUUGCUCACUGCUUGGAAAGUCUGGAUGGAGUGCUGGAGAUCACAAACAACAUCACAGGAGUCCUGGGAGAGGAUGUGUACCUGCCCUGUAGAUAUCUGGGCAAGAGUGAGAUCUUGAGUGCCAAGUGGAGACGCCGGAUUAACGCUAAGCGUAAAUCUGUGGGACUGGCAGGGUUUAAUGGUGACCAGCCAUUACUUGGCCGCAAUGGCUUCUCAGUCCCAGACUCUAUCACCAACCUCACAGUUAAGAUGAAUGUGUCAAGUGUUGAUUUAGAAGGAGAAUACAUAUGUGAGUUUGAAUCAGAUGCCGAUUAUAAUUCUGACAGCGUAUUCCUCACUGUAGUAGCUCGGCCAGAUAUCCAGAUCCAGGUGAAUGCAGAGACCCUAAACGGCUCUCACUACCAGUCGGUGUGGUGCUCUGCCGUCGACGGCAGGCCUCCGCCUCAGAUCAGCUGGCUAGUCAACGGCCUUCCUCCUUCAGAUUACCCUUUUACUGUGAACGUGACUGAUACUGUUCACUCAAACGGCACCUCCACCCUGAGCAGUAUCCUCCGCUUCCCCACCCAGCUGCUGGAUGAGGACAGCGUGACCUGCGUGAUCAAACACCCGACCCUCCUAAACCCCAAACUCACCACAGUCAGGGUGGAAACGUACACGAGGCCAAAUGUGACCAUUAAAGCAGAGAUGAUACAACAAGGAGGAAGUGAGUUCUGGGUGGUCUCUUGCAUUUCGUCUGGAGGGAGACCUGCCACUGACAUGUCCUUGGCUUUGAACACCGAUGAAGAGCUGCGGAAAGAGAACAACACAGACUCAGACAUACAAACAAGCUCAGUCUUCCUCCCUGCAUUAGUUUAUGAGGGGCACAAUGUCACCUGCGUGUUUGACCACCCCAAAUUUACACAGAAAGUGUCACAAGUCAUCACACUGCCGUCUUUUUAUUUGUCAGGAGGUCAGCUGUUGAACUCAGAGGAUGGAAGCAACGGUGGUGACUUCCAAGACUCUGAAUAUUCAGAGCUGCAGGAAGGACAGACUGACACCGUCAUCAGAUUGCCGAUCACUGGGAAUGUGCCACGUUACAAUGUUACCUGCAAAACAGAUGAUGGACCCUUGCCUGAGGGUGUGGAGCUGGUUGGCAGAAGCCUCACAGUUCAGGGUCCUGUGGGGCAUCAACAUGCUGGCCUGUAUGAGUGUUUGGUUUCAUAUCACCAUCUCCAAGCAACACUGAGGUUUAAUGUCACAGUUAAACCUCAAGUUAUACAGCCUGUUCCUCCCACAAUACGAGUUGAUUUGCAGACCGAAGAUGGACGCAGGGUGAUUGAGUGCUCAGCAGCUGAUGCUGAUCCUGUAGCCAACAUAUCCUGGCUUCUACCAGAGGGUGUGUCUGGAGUCCAUUGGUUCAAUUUCACUUCUCAUAAUGGAAGCCACUCUGUCAAGGGAGUUUUACUCCUCCCUGCCUGCUUGCCUUGGGAGCUCACUGCAGAGUGUGUGAUAAAUCACCCUGCAUUUGAAGAGCCAGAGAACAGAAGCGUAACACUCCCUCGUUGCGCUCCCCCACAUAUUACCAUCGACUCCAGCAAUGAGUGGAAAGACGGUCACAAGUACACAAAAGUGGACUGCUCUGUGGAAAGUGUUGCCCCCGCAGCAACCAUAACCUGGCACGUUGAAAGCAACGACAACAGCAUCAGUUAUGUGUCAGAGACUCCAGAAGUCCGGGCUGAUGGUCUGGUAUCGGCCCGUAGUUCUGUGCACCUCUUGUCUUCUUUGUAUUCUGGUCAGAAUUUGACCUGCAUGGUGGAGCAUCCGAGCCUGGAGGCACCAGAAGAAAGAACAAUACACAUUCUUGUGCACAAAGCCCCUCUGCUGAGUGUGUCUGUGGAAAGACAGCACGGCUCUCCCCUCUGGCUGGCAGUGUGCGAAUGCAGAGGGGAGGGUGUCGGGCGGAACCUUGCCUGGGUUCUUCCCGAAAAUGCUAAAAGCCAAACAUCCCUGCAGUCAGAGUAUGAAGGCAAAGUCCUGAAAGCCAGGCUGACUUAUCAGUUUCCUCUGGCCCUUCAUGAGGGGCAGGACCUCACCUGUGUAUAUCAUUUCGAACAUGGAGCAACCGAGAAGAAGACGAUUCACAUCCCCAGAUACUACAUCUCCUCUGUGAGAGUCCUAAACCACACAACUCCUCUGCAAAGCCGCUACAGUGAUGAACCCAUCACACACAGGCUUGCUCUCCAGGAAAAUCAUCGCAACCAGAAAAUACUGCUCCGAGUCGAAGGCAACAUGCCAGAGUACAACCUCAACUGUAGAAGGAGUGAUGGCUCAUUUGUCCAAAUGGAAGGACUUGCAAUGGUCUUCCAGUCAGCACUCACAGAGCUGGACGAAGGCCUGUACACCUGCCAGGCAUCCUUCUAUCACCACACGGCCACAGUCAACAUUCGAGUGGAGAUCAUGAGCGAGGACAAACUGUUUGCACUGGUGACCAUGAUCUGCAUCUCCUCGGCCUCGGCCAUUAUGCUUAUGCUCGUCGUCACUCUCUGGGUGUGCUGCAAAGUAAAUAACAGGACAAAAUAUAAGAAGCCGGAGUCUCUCUCGGCCUUGACAACUCUGAUGCAGGAGCCCGGCUCUCCUGAGGUGAAGAAGCCACCGGUGACAGAAAAAGACGGCCAGCAAUACUCUAAGCUGGUCAGUUACUCCAUAGUCAUUGAUGUCAAGAGCACAGUGUGAAGACAAAAGGUGCUUCGAUUUCUCAUUCAGCUUUACAUUGUGCACAUUUAGAUAUGAGGCUUACUGGAACUGCAGCAUUGUUUAUAAUCCGUGUGUAUUUUUUUAGCAUUAGAUGUGAAAGGAUCCUCUGUUUAUGUUCUAAAAUAUGUUUUUUGAUUGAUUGGCAUUAAUGAUUUUAAAUGCAUUACCUUUGCACUUUUUAAUCUUACUUGAAUUUUGUACUGUAUGCACAUUGUAUUUUUCCAGUAUUUGUCAAUAAAAUAAUCAAUACAAUAAAUGUUUUGCUCAA